Stomoxys calcitrans (stable fly) is the source of this 1848-nucleotide messenger RNA. RefSeq lists its product as uncharacterized. The transcript has 2 exons. Bases 397 to 1341 code for a protein of 314 amino acids. Lineage: Eukaryota; Metazoa; Arthropoda; Insecta; Diptera; Muscidae. The record is from RefSeq and is a predicted model, not a curated record.
AAAAAGUUACUUACCUUGUUGAAAGAGUUGAUACUUACCAAAUUUUAUAAAAACCUUCCUGCAAAAUUUGUAAAAAAUUACUUACCUCAAGAAUUUGUGAAAAGUGCAAAAACAAAAACAUUGUGAGUCUGAGCUGGCAACAGCCAGACAAGAUCAAGUGAAAUUUAAGUGCUGCAAAAAGCGGAACAAAUUAAUUCAAAGCCACUUUAACCAAACGCGGUACGGUUCGGUAAAACCCAACAACAAAAUUUACAAAAAAUUGAACAUUGAAGAGUUCUAGAAGAGUAUAGAAGAGUCUACAGCUCCGCUACCACAGUACCGCUAAUUCAGCCACUGCAACCAAAGGAGCUUCACACACUCUCUUACACAUACACACAGACACAAAGAGAUCAAAGAAUGGCAGCCUACUUGCCCCGUCCAGAAGACGAGCGGCCUCAAGGAAAAGAGCGUCGUCAUCGGGACGAACGAGGAGCGGAACCCCGGCCCCAACGAAAUCCGUCUCGAAAUCGCGACCGCGAUCAUGUAGAUCGGCGCGGAAGACCCACUUUCUGGCAGUACUCUUGCGGUCUCUGCCAAGAUGACCAUGCGCUGAGCACAUGCCGCCGAUUCCGGGACCAGACCCCAUACCAACGUUACGAAACUGUGGAGCGGCGGGGGUAUUGCCGUAAUUGCUUGGCGCGCAGUCAUCUUGCACCUGAUUGCCAGUCCAUCGCAGGCUGCCGUCGCUGCGAGGAGCGACAUCACACGCUGCUGCAUGGGGCACCGCAGCUUGAAAACAUGGAGAGGCCCGCCGAUGAUUUUGCUCCUGCCAACAACGCCAGACCUGCACCCACAGCAUCCCCACCCUUUAAGUGGGAUCUUGUCUUUGUGCCUACUGCCAUGGUACGAAUAGCAGAGGAUGGGGUCGAUACUUGGGCCACCGUGCGAGCGUUGAUCAAUCAAUCAUCUACAAUGUCUCGGCUGGCCUAUUCUACAUUCCGGCGACUUGGACUACGAUCGUGUACAUACCAGGGCAACAGGUUUACAACCUUCCGAUUGAUGCAUCGCAGCCCAAAUAGCAACUGGGCACUUAAGAUUAAUGCACUCAUCACAGAUGCAUUGCCUUUCCGACCCUACUCAGACCCACUUGUGGAGGACCCGACCCGUGAUUUAGCGCAAGACACCCUUGCUGAUACAGACCCUAGAGCCAACACGUCAAUAGACUUAGAAUUGGGCGCGGAUGUCUAUCCGAGACUGCAGAGGGAUGGCCAUGUCUUUGCCGGCAUUGGGGAUGUCAACGCAUUCCAGACCACUCUUGGCUACGUCUUUGUCGGCCCCAUCCGGAAUAUGCCUAGACACUAAGCUAACACUUUAGAAGAAUUACACUUGUCACGGGGGGGCAAGAUGUUUAGCAUAGUGCUAAACUUUUGCUCAGCACUGUAGUGCUAAACUUUUGCACAUAACUAUAACUAGCGGGUUGUCACUGCAUGCAUAUGCAAUGUAUGUGUGUGUGUCAGCAGCCGCUAGUUACAAGUUUUUUCAUCUCAUGGUUGUUGUUGCCGUCUGCUGAAUUCAAUCAGCAGCCGGCUUCAGUGACAAAAGAAGAAGUCAAAAUAAUUAUUAGUGAUCGAUACCUUAAACAAAACGUUCGCUCUCCCCGUGACAACAAACAAAAGCAACAAAAAAGGGAAUUAGAAUUUUUGAAAAUUAAGAACAAAUGUGAAUGUGAAACCAAGUGUAUAAAAAAGAAAAUCUAUACACUUACCUGCCUGUGUACUUACAUGCCUAUACCUACUUAUAUAUGUUAAACCAUAAAUACAUAAAAAUUAAAGAAGCCAUUUACACUGUUGAACAAAAAUACUCACCCAA